AUGAGUUAUCAUCAGGGGGCUGAGGGUGGUGCCAUCUCUAAAGAAAGACAGAAGGAUGGGUCACCAAACAAGGAUCUUGAUGAGACCAUGGAUCCUGAUAUGAGGUAGGCGUGUGUGUGUGUGUGUGUGUGUGUGUCCGUCGAUUGGAGCACGUUGCACUUCUAAUGUUGACAUCUGAUGUAGUUAUCAGGAUAACUGUUUAUUAUAGUAAUUAUCAUGAUAACUAUUAUAGUAAUUAUAAGGAUAACCGUGUAUUAAAGUAAUUAUCAGGAUAACUGUGUAUUAAAGUAAUUAUCAGGAUAACUGUGUAUUAUAGUAAUUAUCAGGAUAAUUGUUUAGUAUAGGAAUUAUCAGGAUAACUGUUUAUUAUAGUAAUGAUCAGAAUAACGGUUUAUUAUAGUAAAUAUCAGGAUAACUGUUUAUUAUAGUAAUUAUCAGGAUAACUGUUUAUUAUAGUAAUUAUCAGGAUAACUGUUUAUUAUAGUAUUUACUGACAUAACAUGGUAUAGUAAUAGAUUAAAUUGGAAAAUGCAAUUGGAAAAUGAUAAUUCAAUUCCAACUGUAUGCUGUUUCCAGUCAGAUAAUGGUGGAACUCAGUUUCCCCUAAUUUAACCCCUGCAGUAUGCACUGUAGUCUUUCAUUUCAAUCAAACUAAUACUCUAUUUGUGUUCACCACAGGGGUUGGAACCGAAAUUAUUUUCCAAUCGUUUCUUUCUGAACAGAACCACAAUAUUUUAGUUCCGUUCCACCAUUCCGACCAGCAUAAUAAAGUUCUGAAUAGGUUCGAGUGAGAGAAAAGUACCAGUUUAUAUAAUUCCUUUCUGUUCCUUUUUGAACUUGUGAAGUUAACAUCGUUUUUACAUUUAGCUCAUUAAAUUACUCCACCAGUCAGUGCAGAUAGAGCAGCUUUGUAUGGACCGGGCAAGCUAGUUUACAUCCUUGAAUGACAGACAAGUGUAGGGUGCGAGAUGUGACUUACAUUUUGCGGGAUGGAGAGAGAGUGAGAGAGAGGGGUGCUGCCUUGAAGUGCUCGGCAUUAUAAUGUGUUUAGGAUAUAAGUAGUAGGCCUAUCAUUACUUCACUGAAUUACAUCAUUCUAUGCUAGCUAGAUGCAGUGCCUUCAGAAAGUAUUCAUACCCUUUGACUUAUACCCCAUUUUGUUGUUAUAGCCUGAAUUCAAAAUGGAUUACAUUGAUUUUUGUUCUCACGGAUUUGCACACAAUACACAAAAUGACAAAGUGAAAACAUGUUUUUUAGAUUUUUUUUGCAAAUGUAUUGAAAAUUGAAUACAGAAAUAACUCAUUUACGGUGCAUUCUGAAAAUAUUCGGACCCCUUGACUUUUUCCACAUUUAGUUAUAUUACAGCCUUAUUCUAAAAUUGAUUAAAUUGUCCCCCCCCCCCCCCCCCCCCCCCCCCCCCGUCAAUCUACACACAGUACCCCCAUAAUGACAAAGCAAAAACAGGUUUUUAUAACUUUUUUCAAAUGUGUUUAGGGUUAUUGUCCUGCUGAAAGGUGAAUUCAUCUCCCAGUGUCUGGUGGAAAGCAGAUUGAACCAGGUUUUCCUCUAGGAUUUUACCUGUGCUUAGCUCCAUUCGGUUUCUUUUUUAUCCUGAAAAACUCCCCAGUCCUUAACGAUUGCAAGCAUACCCAUAACAUGAUGCAGCCACCACUAUGCUUGAAAAUAUGGAGAGUGGCAUAUUUAUGAACCAAACAUAACACUUUGUAUUCAGGAAAAAAGUUAAUUGCUUUUCCACAUUUUUGGCAGUAUUACUUUAGUGCCUUGUUGCAAGCAGAAUGCAUGUUUUGGAAUAUUUUUUAUUUUGUACAGGCUUCUUUCUUUUCACUCUGUCAAUUAGGUUAGUAUUGUGGAGUAACUACAAUGUUGAUGCAUCCUCAGUUUUCUCCUAUCACAGACAUUGAACUCUGUAACUGUCACCAUUGGCCUCAUGGUGAAAUCCCUGAGUGGUGUUCUUCCUCUCUUGCAACAGAGUUAGGAAAGAUACCUGUAUAUUUGUAGUGACUGGGUGUAUUGAUACACCAUCCAAAGUGUCUGUUUGUUUUUUUACCCACCUACCAAUGGGUGCCCUUCUUUACGAGGCAUUGGAAAACCUCCUUGGUCUUUGUGGUUGAAUCUGUGUUUGAAAUUCAAUGCUCGACUGAGGGACCUUACAGAUAAUUAUAUGUGUGGGGUACAGAGAUUAGGUAGUCAUUAAAAUAUCAUGUUAAACACUAUUAUUGUACACAGAGUGAGUCCAUGUAACUUAUUAUGUGACUGGUACUCCUGAACUUAUUUAGGCUUGCCAUAACAAAGGGGUUGAAUACUCAAGACAUUUCAGCUUUUCAUUUUUAAUACAUUUGUAAAACUUUCUAAAAACAAAUUCCACUUGGACAUUUUAAAUUCAGGCUGUAAUAAAACAAAAUGCAUAAAAAGUCAAGGGGUGUUAAUACUUUUUGAAAGCACUAGCUACGGAGGAGCGGCAAAUAUUGGGGGUACUUUGAACGUCCAAGAGUUGGCUCAACACUGAGGCUAUCUCAACGCCCUGGACCAGAGCUAGCCAACAAGCUUGUGUGUGCAGCGGCACCAGAAUUCAAAAUGAGUCUAACCUUUUUGUUACAUUCAAUGUGAAACGUGAUAACUAUAGUAUCCUUAACUAGCCUAGAAAACUAGCUGGCAGGCAGACACUGGAAACAGAAGUUCCUGUGUGACAGAGUAAGUGCUUUGCAUAGGCGCUUUGAUGGCAUUUUUCCCCAAGAACAUUAUUAACCGGUUCCCAUGCUUUUAAAAUAAUGGUUCUGUUUCGGAACAGUAGAAAAUACUUUUGUUCCCGAUUUUUGUUUAUGUUCCUCAAAAAUGUUUUUGUUCCUUUACGGUUUUCUGUUCUGUUCCCUGAACUGUUCCAACCCCUGUUUCACUAUCAGAAAGUUCUCAAACGCUAAAGCUGCAGUAAAAAUCUUCUCUGUUCACAGUGUCCAUGUGCAUAAAAUAGACUUUCCUACACCCAGCUGGGAGUCCUCUAGAACACUGGAGAGUACAGGAGAACUAAGGUGCUUCAACUUAUUUUUUGUUGUUUGUCUCAUUAGUUAUUUCUUGAUUACCUAACAAUUCACCUUUUUUAUGUUCACAGAAACAAUUUGAAGCAUCUCCAGCUACGUACAGAUAGUCAUAUGUCUAUGAGUGGCCAGAGUGACCAGUCAGUGAAUUCAAGCAUAGACCCAACUGAUGGUGGAGACCAAAUCAUGGAUGGAAGGUAAACCAGUACAACCUAUGCAGAGUAGUAAAGCUGUAUGUCAUGUGUAUCAUGUACUGUAUAUGUUUAUGGUAUGUUCAAUUGAAUUGUGGGACGGUCUUUUGUUGCUUGCAGGGUCCAUCUGGAGAGACCAGUGUCACCAGCCCCCAGUUAUCUAUCAAUGAAGAGUGACCAAUCAAUGCUUAACCCUCCUGGAUUCAAGGAGGGAGAAUUAACUAAAAAAGAGGGGUGAGAUAAUACAUUUUAUUUAUGGCAUUUUAUCCAAUUUGAUGUCACUAAUUAAUGAAUUUACUUUUGCUUAUAGUAGGCUAUAAUUGGUAACUUACUUUAUGUGCAGUAGAAUAUAGCAGAGUAACCAAUUAUAUUGUUAUUAUCCUAUUCAGGUCUAUAGAAAAGGAUUUUGUGCAUUCUGUGUCUGCCACAAGAGGUCCCCACUUGCCUUGUUAUGACAGUGUCUUCAGGAUUUCAGUUUGUUUUUGUCAUAGUUGCAGGCCAAAAUGCUUGAUUCUCUGCUUCGACAAUAAUUACAUUUUGCAACAAUGAUUUUGUGCAAUUUGUCACGAAAAUGCGCUGACAAGGGAAAACGUUUGUUGACGUGUUGCUUGAUUUAACCAUUUUAUGCAGUAAAAGUGUGGUGAUUGGUUAAAAUUGUGAGCCCUCUUUUUAAGUGCGUUGAUCGGACAGUUAUAUGCAGUAAUAUUGCAAUGAUUUGAGUGUUUUAUGCGGUAAUAGAGCGUUUGUUUACAUUUCGCAUAAUAUGCAGGAAAUAUUUGAUUUAGCAAAAAAGAUUGUGAACGCAGAAUAACUAAAUCCUGGAAGGACUGUAGGUUGUUUCUUCUGUAAGAUCGCGCUAGAGAUUUCAGGCAGUUGAGAACAGCAAGCAAACUUUAGCUAUGAAGACAGAAUAACAAAACUCCUAAUUAACACAAUUUUAAGCUUUAUUUCAAGGUAAGCAAGUCACCAUUGACCUCAAACUAAUAGUUGAAUGUUCUGAGUGUUUAUGUGAAGUUUAAUUUGAUCUAGCAUGCAAUGCUUACGUUAGCGUUAACCAGCUAGCAAACAAUUAGCUAACGUUAUCUAGUUACCUAGCAACAGACUUGCCAGCUGUAUAUGGAAACAAUUGAUUGUGUGUCUGCGAGCAGGGGUUGUGAGAGAGAGCUUUCAAUUUUGUGCAGAUAUGGGAUAUACAUUUUAAAAUAAAUUAUUUAUUAUUGUCCUAUCAUGAUUGAACGGUCCCCAACCCUAUACCCUAGACACCCACCUGAGCGACCCCAUACACUAAGGAGAAGUCCUUAUCUGUUUAAUGGGCCUACUGUAAGUAGCCUAUGCGCAGCCAAAACAUAAAGAUGAAUGUGGUCAGAGACCUACUAAAGCAGCACCGCCCCCUCAAGAUUCUGAGCCUGCCUGCCAGAGUUGGUCCUACAAAGCCAGAGCCCCCUGAUGGGUGAGCAGAAUAAUACAAGGAAUUUCUCAAAGCUGCUAAUGAGAACUUGCCGGUAGGGAUUGCAUUGGGGUGCCCCCACCCAGGUAGUGGCAGUGCUGGCAACACUAGGUGCAGUAAUCCAUGGGGAGGGGGUCACACUCUGACAAUUAGAGAGGGGGCAAAUUAUUGUGGCCCUGGUGGCACAAAAUAAUCAAAGGUCUGACUGCACAGAGAUGCUUGGGAAAAUGGUUACAACGGGGGACCAGCGUGUGUGAGUUUCAGGGGAAGGGGGUGAAUCUGAUCUCCAUCAGCUAGGACUUGACAUUGGUUAAUCAAAUCUUUCAAAUGUUGCAAAUGUUUGCAACAUUUUGCAUGCCUUCUCAAAGUUGGGCUCGGGGAUGGAACAACUGUUGAACAUCUGAGCUUGUGGUUGUUUGUGGUGGAAAAAGGUUGUGUGUGUAUGAUUAUGUGUGUGUGUGUAUAUGUAUCCCACAUCUGUUGCUAUGGGGUAAUGAGUUAGGGACAAUAUAGGAUGAAUCAAAAUAAUUGUUUGCUAAAAGAAUAAUUGCUUGCAAAAAAUGAGAAUUUUGUAAUGGCAAUCCUGGAUAUAGGUAACAAUCCUUCUCAUGAACUGCCUACAUUAUAACGCAUAUUAUUCAUUAAUUAGGGAAAUUAAGAUCCGCACCAUUUUAUAUAUAUACAGUACCAGUCAAAAGUUUGGACACACCUACUCAUUCAAUGGUUUUUCUUUAUUUUUUACUAUUUUCUACAUUCUAGAAUAAUAGUGAAGACAUCAAAACUUUGAAAUAACACAUAUUAUGUAGUAACCACCCUUUGCCUUGAUGACAGCUUUGUACACUCUUGGCAUUCUCUCAACCAGCUUCACCUGGAAUGCUUUUCCAACAGUCUUGAAGGAGUUCCCACAUAUGCUGAGCACUUGUUGGCUGCUUUUCCUUCACUCUGCGGUCCAACUCAUCCCAAACCAUCUCAAUUGGAUUGAGGUCGGGUGAUUGUGGAGGCCAGGUCAUCUGAUGCAGCACUCCAUCACUCUCCUUCUUGGUCGUAUAGCCCUUACACAGCCUGGAGGUGUGUUUGGUCAUUGUCCUGUUGAAAAACAAAUGAUAGUCCCACUAAGCGCAAACCAGAUGGAAUGGAAUAUCGCUGCAGAAUGCUGUGGUAGCCAUGCUGGUCAAGUGUGCCUUGAAUUCUAAAGAAAUCAUUGACAGUGCCACCAGCAAAGCACCCCCACACCAUCACACCUCCUCCUCCAUGCUUCACGGUGGGAACCACACAUGCGGAGAUCAUCCGUUCACCUACUCUGCGCCUCACAAAGACACGGCGGUUGGAACCAAAAAUCUCCAAUUUGAACUCAUCAGACCAAAGGACAGAUUUCCACCGGUCUAAUGUCCAUUGCUCGUGUUUCUUGGCCCAAGCAAGUCUCUUCUUCUUAUUGGUGUCCUUUAGUAGUGGUUUCUUUGCAGCAAUUUGACCAUGAAGGCCUGAUUCACGCAGUCUCCUCUGAACAGUUGAUGUUGAGAUGUGUCUGUUACUUGAACUCUGUGAAGCAUUUAUUUGGGCUGCAAUCUGAGUGCAGCUAACUCUAAUGAAUUUAUCCUCUGCAGCAGAGGUAACACUGGGUCUUCCUUUCCUGUGGCGGUCCUCAUGAAAGCCAGUUUCAUCAUAGCGCUUGAUGGUUUUUGCGACUGCACUUGAAGAAACUUUCAAAGUUAUUGACAUUUUCCAGAUUGACUGAUAUUCAUGUAUUAAAGUAAUGCUGGACUGUUGUUUCUCUUUGCUUAUUUGAGCUGUUCUUGCCAUAAUAUGGACUUGGUCUUUUACCAAAUAGGGCUAUCUUCUGUAUACCACCCCUACCUUGUCACACAACACAACUGAUUGGCUCAAACGCAUUAAGAAGGAAAGAAAUUCCACAAUUUAACUUUUAAGAAGGCAUACCUGUUAAUUGAAAUGCAUUCCAGGUGACUACCUCAUGAAGCUGGUUGAGAGAAUGCCAAGAGUGUGCAAAGCUGUCAUCAAGGCAAAGGGUGGGCUACUUUGAAGAAUCUCAAAUAUAAAAUAUAUUUUGAUUUGUUUAACACCUUUUGAUUACUACAUGAUUCCAUAUGUGUUAUUUCAUAGUUUUGAUGUCUUCACUAUUAUUCUACAAUGUAGAAAAUAGUAAAAAUUAAGAAAAACCCUGGAAUGAGUAGGUGUGUCCAACAAAGUACUGAUUCAAGGGAUUUAAUACUUAUGUAAAUUUGAUAUUUCAGUUUUUCCUUUUUUAUAAAUGAGCAAACAUUUCUAAAAACCUGUUUUUGCUUUGUCAUUAAGGGGUAUUGUGUGUAGAUCGAUGAGGAAAAAAAACAAUUUAAUACAUUUUAGAAGAAGGCUGUAACGUAACAAAAUGUGAAAAAUGUCAAGGGGUCUUUAAUACUUUCCGAAAGCACUGUAUGUAUGUAUGUACAGUGCCUUUGGAAAGUAUCCAGACUGAAAAUUGAUUCAAAUUGAUUAAAUAAAUGUUUUUCCUCAUAAAUAUACAUACAACACCCCAUAAUGACAAAGCGAAAACAGGUUUUUAGCAAUUCCAAAUGAGGGGUGAUAGAUUGACUUUAUUCAUUUUGAUGUCAAUUCCAAUGAAUUAAUUGUUUUUUGUUCUGUUAUAUCCACCUCUCAUAGUGUUGAUUUACUAUUCUUUUCAAAGGAGACUUUGUUCAAAAGGAUUUGACCCCUAACCUCACGUCCCCAACCCUGACCUUAAGUCUAAACCUUUAACCUUAAUCCUAAACUUAACCAAUUUCAAUACCUAAGCCCUAAUCCUAACCUUUGAAUCUGCCGGUCAAAUAUGCACCUACUUUAUGGCAUUUUCUUGAAGUUAAUAUCAAUACUAAUUGGUUGACUUUUGAUGCUUCUACUCCUCAAAGUUAUGAAUUACUCUAUUCUACUGUACUUUCAGUGUCCUUCUGGAGAGAGCAGAGUCACCAACUCUGAGUUAUGCAUCAGCAAAAAGUCACCAGUCACUGAAUACGGAUGAAGAAGACGAGGAGGUGAACUCAGCUCAAAAAGAGAAGUAAGAUCAUACAUUUUAUUUAGGCAGAGGCUGUGCGACCGAAUCAGACUUUUCUUACCCAGAGGCACAAAACGAAUCACGUUCUGCGCAUGUGUUAGAUGCUGUGAGACAUGUGAGCUGAGACAGGAUCAGAGACAUGCGAGCUGAGACAGGAUCAGAGACAUGCGAGCUGAGACAGGAUCAGAGACAAUAUCACCGCCGGGAACAUCUUCGCUAAAUAUUUUCCUCUGCAGACUUCAUGAGAAAUAUUAUAAAAUUGGUAUUGGUAACCAUCUGGAUUUCACCGGGAUAAAGUAUAUUCAGUGGGGAUAGCAUGCACGGCAAGUCAGGUCACAAUGUCUUUUGUGGGGGUCCACCCACCGUUGAAUAGUUCUGUUAACAUCAUGGUGAGGAAAGUGCUAGCUAGCUACUGUAGCCAAUUAAUCAAGGUGACAGCUAAAGCACAAGCAACAGUGGUUGCUAGGUUGUGGUGAUAUUUAACAGAAAAUGUACAAGUAUGGCAUUAACAUUGUAUCACAAAGUUAUUUUUAUUUUUUAAAACUUCAACACUUAACUAACUAUCCCAAUUUAACACACACACACACACACACACACACACACACACACACACACACACACACACACACACACACACACAGGAGAGGGAAGUGGCAGUGUUGGUAGCAAAAAAUGAUAAAGUAGAGAAUCCUGCACAUAUGCAGAAGGUUAGUUGUGUUUGCUAUUGGGAAGAGGCACACAAUGUUUUUAGCAACCCAGCCACUCCAUUUUAUUCAUGAACUCAUGGAUAGCAUUUUUAUGUCUCUGCGUGCAGUUUGAAGGAAGUUGAAGGUUGUUUUGUGAGCCAUUGCUAACUAGCAUUAGCGCAAUGACUGGAAGUCUACAGACAACUUGCAAUUGCACUAAUGUUAGUUAGCGUCUUCCUUCAAACUGCACACAAAGACAAACAAUUGUUAUCCAUGAGUUUGUUUAACUCUGGGUAAGUAUAAAAAGGGCUUAAUUGCCCAAAUAUCGCACUAUCCCUUUAAGAAAGAUAGGCCUACACGUUUCCUAAGAGUUUUUGGAAUUAAGCACAUGGCAGUUUUUGGUAUUCAGACUUAUGCGGGCGUGCAACAAGCUCUUUUGGGGUCUUUAUUACGGGCCAUGAAUAAUUUGGAUUCAACAUUAAAACUCCCACCGACUCGUGGCGGACAAGUUUGGAGUUAACAAUUUCCAGUUAAUAUACCAGAACCAAACCAGUUACGGGUCAUCUUUCAUUGAAAAUGACUCGGCACAAGCAGAGUAGUCUCUGUAGACAGACAGGUUACCUCCCACAAUGUACCAAUGUUCCAGCCUACACGUCUGUACUAAAACCAACGUCAGUUUGGCAGAGAGGAAAGGGCGGAGUUGGGACAUCCUUCCAGAGCCCUAUCCGUUCAUGUCCUGCCGUAAACAUUUCCGGUAGCUAGAUGGAGCUCGCAGAGGAUAUUUUCAAUGAGGGAAUUUUCGCAAGUGAGUUGUUUGCAUGCACCAUGACGUUAGCGUUACAAGCUUACAACCACUGGCUGGCUGUGUCUAAAACUAGCCUAGCUAUUUGCGCCUGCAUUGAGAACCCAAUUCAGGGUGUUUCUUGAUAUCAGAAAAUGCCCAUUGGUGCUGCCUAUCACGCUAGCAAGGUUUUCUUGAGGGCUUGAAUGCAGCCCGCGAAGCGAUUAGCCCUUGUGGGUGGGACCGCGGAUUGUCCUGGGUUAUGGCUGUCUAGAUUCCUGCUGUUUGUUGCUGUUUCCAUCUUCCCUGCGACCUGCCAUGUCUGGAACUGCGAGGAGUAACAGCGUAGGCUACGUUGCUACCAUGAUAAAGACCAAAUCCGUUUGGAGUUGAGGACAGUGGUGUCUCUCUAUCACAGGGGAGGGAUCUUUUCAACGAACAAAAAUAGUUCUACAAGCAGUUGUUACGACAACAAGAAAUUAGCUUCAAGUGUUGUGUCCAAAUACUGGUGGAGUCAACUAAUAAAAAAUGGAUGACCUUGUAGCAACUGACAGUGGUGGAAAAAGUACCCAAUUUUCAUACUUGAGUAAAAGUAAAUGUAAUUGCUCAAAUAUACUUAAGUAUCAAAAGUAAAAGUAUAAAUCAUUUCAAAUUCCUUAUAUUAAGCAAACCAAAUGGCACAAUUUUCUUGUUUUUUAAAUUACGGAAAGCCAGCGGCACACUCCAACACUCAGACAUAAUUUACAAACAAAGCAAAGCAUUUGUGUUUAGUAAGUCUGCCAGAUCAGAGGCAGUAGACUAUUUUUCUGUCCUGCUAAGCAUUGAAAAUGUAACAAGUACUUUUGGGUGUCAGGGAAAAUGUAUGGAGUAAAAAGUGUGCAAGUCUGUUGUGGCAGUGGAUACAAAUGCAGAGUGUUUCUCAAGUGUAUGACACUUAGUAUGCAUGAUAUUAAAGAAAAUUGUGUUUCUAUGUUGUUAUUACAUUAUUGGUUUAAGUUAUUACAUGAUUGAUGAAAAAAGGUGACCCACUUUAUAAUGUAAUAAUCAACGCAAAUGUAAUAUAAUUAUUAUUAUUAUUACAUUAAGCACAAAAACAUUAUUACAUUAUGCGUUCAGAAUAUUUAUUACAUUAUUGGCAAUUUAUUACAUUAUCAGCAUUUAUUACAUUAUAAAUGCAAAAGUUAUUACGUUAUUAGCAGGUAUUAAAUUAUUGGCAGUUAUUACAUUAUCAGUUGCUACAAAGAGGUCCAGGACCAGAGAGGUCCAGGACCUGAAGAACAGUUUGCAGUUCUCCCAGGGUCAGCUCGAUGAGUUUAAACAGGAGAAUGGCAAGAUGACAGCAAUAUGUAAGUCAUUGAGAGAGGACAUCAGUUCCGUAAGUGAAUCCAUGAUAACAAUGAUGGAGAAGUCAGAUUAUCUUGAGGGACAAUCAAGGCGGAACAACGUUGUUGUGGACGGAAUUGCAGAAUCUCCACGAGAAGUGAGGGAAAUUAUCUCAGAGAAACUGAAGAUGGACCACAGGAAGAUUGAGGUGGAGCGCACCAACAGGACUGGAAAACACACCACCGUCCCAGGUGAUAAGCCCAAUAGUGAUCACAUUUCUGAAUUUCAAUGAAAAGGUAGCUGUUCUGGAAAGAGCCAAGAACUUGAGAGGAACGUACAUCUUCCUCAAUGAGGACUAUCCUGAAGCUGUGCGCCAGAAGAGGAAAGAACUUAUCCCAGCCAUGAAAGCUGCCAGAGCGCGUGGGGACAUUGCUUACAUACGCUAUGACAGGCUCAUUGUCCACCCUCCCUCCCAAAAGCCUGGAAGGGAGUAGAGAGCCAAGCCUAUGGGUUCGUAGCUUCAACCCCGCAGCACACACACACACUUAUACACACCAACUGAUUAAUGGACUGCUGAAUAUUUGUUUUUCUCUUGCUUUGUUUGUUCUUUUCCAUAUUAUGUCUAUCUCUGAUAAGCUACCCAGGAAAGGGCUGAAAAUGGCCCAUAUUAAUAUAUGUAGCCUUAGAAAUAAGGUUAAUGAAGUCAAUAACUUGCUAACAUCAGAUAACAUUAAUAUAUUAGCCAUUUUUGAGGACUUACUUAGAUAAUUCCUUUGAUAGUACAGCAGUAGCAAUACAAUGAUAUAACAUCUAUAGGCGAGACAGGAAUGCUUAUAAGGGAGGUGUUGGUGGAUACAGUGGCUUCAGAAAGUAUUCACGGGGGGCCAGUAUGAAAAAUGUAUGCUGUAGCGUUAAGAUUUCCCUUCACUGGAACUAAGGUGCCUGAACCAUGAAAAACAGCCCCAGACCAUUAUUCAUCCUCCACCAAACUUUACAGUUGGCACUAUGCAUUAGGGUAUGUAACGUUCUCCUAGCAUCUCUGCUUCUUCCAGAGGCAGUUUGGAACUGGGUAGUGAGUGUUAUAACCGAGGACAGACAAUUUUUACGCGCUUCAGCACUCCGCGUUCCCUUUCUGUGAGCUUGUGUGGCCUACCACUUUGCAGGUGAGCUGUUGUUGCUCCUAGACGUUUCCACUUCACAAUAACAGCACUUACAGUUGCCUGGGGAAGCUCUAGUAGGGCAGAAAUUUGACAAACUGACUUGUUGGAAAGGUGGCAUCCUAUGAUGGUGCCACGUUGAAAGUCACUGAGCUCUUCAGUAAGGCCAUUCUACUGCCAAUGUUUGUCUAUGGAUAUGGCUGUGUGCUCGAUUUUAAACACCUGUCAGCAACUGGUGUGGCUGAAAUAGCCGAAUCCACUCAUUUGAAGGGGUGUCCACAUACUUUUAAAUACAUAGUGUAGCUCUAAUGGUUCAAAAAUAUAUAUAUAACGAACAAAACAGCUGCCUGAUGAUCUCCAAAUCCAACAAGUUUAAUUUCCUGAACGACUUACUGUAACUCACUUUACUUCAGAAGACAAGACCUUCAAUCCCAUAAUAUGUGGUCACUUACAUUUCCAUGGAAACUCCUACCAGACACAAGUGCAGUGGCCAUCUUGUUUUGAUCCUUGUUUUAUCCUCUAGGGGAGUCGACGGAAAAAUUUGAAAACAAGGCAAUUAUAUGGUUACAAUGGCUGAAAUAUACAUAUCCACUAAUUUGAAGGCUGUCCACAUACUUUUGUAUAUAUAGUGUACGUGAUUGACAUGUAUAUAAAGUAAAUGUUUCUUGUGAAAUUUAAAGUUGCUUGGUAAAUCUAAUAAGUUAAUGUAUUUAAUGUUUAAUGUUUAAGUUUUAAUGUGUGUAAUUGUCUUCCACUUAGCAUCAUCAGGCCAGGAGAGGUGUUCUGUGAUGUCUGUGACGUCAAAGCUGUGAAGUUCUGUCAGACCUGCACUCUCUCCUACUGUGAGACCCACGUUAGGAAGCACUACACAGUACCUAAACUACAGAGACACACCCUGGUGGAGGUGACUGGAGACCUGGAGGAGAGACUCUGUCAGGAGCACCACAGAGCUCUGGAGGUGUUCUGCAGGACAGACCAGAAGCUGAUCUGCAGUCUGUGUGUAGUAACAGAACACAAAGGACAUGAUGUAGUCUAUGAAGAGAUAAAACAAGCAGGAAGACAGGUAGGUACUCUAUUUUUUGCACCUGAAGAUGCUCUUUAAAGAAGAUAUUGCAUUUGUCAUGAUUUAACUGGAUUUGAACCCAAAUGCAGACAACUACACCGAGCCAGAGAAGGUUUAACAGGUUUUUUUACGAAGUGCAAUUUGUCCAGGUUUCCAAUAAUAGGGGAAGAGCAAGUCCAGGUUUACAGGGAGGGUAACAGAUCCAGGUUCAGAGCAGGUGUGGUACCGUAAUGUCCUAGUGUCCGUGGUGAGUCCAAAAGGGAGGUCCGGUAGUGGAAAGCAGGAUGGUGGUGGCAGGAGUGAAGCGGAGGCAGGAGUCAGGUUCCAAUAAUCUGUGGCACAGGAUAAAAGUAACUAGAACAGGCCAAAAACACAAAGUGCGAAAACAAGCAGGUUGAGUCAACAGCGAAACUAACAUGGUCGUCUUGACUAUGAUCUGACGAUGAGUGGCAAGUUUGACCGGGUCUUAAAGGCUGAGGUGAUUAUGGUGAAUGAGCUGCAGCUGGAACCCUGACUCCCGCACACCAGACUUCACUCCUGGUGGUCUGGUGUGCGGGAGUCAGUGGUCCUCUGUAGCUCAACUGGUAGAGCACGGCGCUUGUAACGCCAAGGUAGUGGGUUCGAUCCCCGGGACCACCCAUACACAAAAAUGUAUGCACGCAUCACUGUAAGUCGCUUUGGAUAAAAGCGUCUGCUAAAUGGCAUAUUAUUAUUAUUAUUAUUACUCCUGCAAUCAAGGACAGACAGAGGGGAGGGGGAGAGCAGAGAGAGAGCUACCUAGCAGCAGUAGGCCUAACAGCAUUUGAUAAUAAUGUUAUAUGUUCUGCAAAGAAACAACUGUUUUUUCAUCAGAAUAAUGGGUUCUUACUCUGUUUUCAAGACUUUUGAUAGAGAGCAAUGUCAAAGCCCAAGGCUGGCCUCCGUUGACGGUAGGUGUACAAUCAAGAAAUACAUUACCUAAACAAUGUAUUUUGAGACCUUUACAUUGUGUUCAACAACAUGCAUACCAUUUUAAGAUCAUUAAAAGAGGAAGAUUAAUUUGUUUAGAUUAAUCAUUCUUAUUCCAUAAUGGUUGUAUGAUUAGUAUGUAGUUUUCUUUUUAGUGUGUGUCAGUGCAAUUAAAGUCAUUUUCUCUUCCAUUAUUUCUUUAGAAGUGCUGCCCCCUCCUGGUGAGAUCCAGUUCCUGUCAGUGACAUCAGACUCUGUGUCUCUGACCUGGGGUCCUCCUGAGGGACUGACCGGACCACAGAAGUUCAGCAUGACCUGGGGAUGUGAUGGGGAAGAGAGGAGCCUGAGUGUGGAAGAUGGGUGUAAUAUUGAAAUAGAUGGACUCCAGCCUGGUAAAAAGUACCAGUUCAGUGUGGCUACAGAGGGAGAAGAUGGCAGCCGAAGCAGAUGGGUCUCAAAAUCUGUAUUUACAGGUAAAGUAACUUGAGUUUGUCUUUGGUUAUUUGCUUCUAGGGAUGUUGCUUUUUCAUGUGAUGUCCAAACAAGACAUUAGCUAUAGGCCAAUCCUAUAUUUCGUUUCAUAAAACAUAUUAUAUGUAUUUUUAGUGGUCCCAGCACCCAGGGACUUACAAAUAAACCAGUCAGGAGCGACUUCCUUCACUGUCAGUUGGUCCAAGGCUGAAGGAAUGGAGAAAGUCCCACAGAGCUUCCUCAUAUCCUACUGCCGUCGAGGAACAGAGCCCCGUGCAGCCAAUACUGAGGACUGCUACAGAACUCUCUCUGGCCUGCUACCUGGUACUCAGUACACCAUCAGUGUCUCAACUGUGUUGAACAAUGGAAAACAGAGCAAACCUCUCUCUACAACCAUCUGUACAAGUAAGGCCUCAUACUGACUCACUUCACUACCGGGGGGCAGAAUUUGACAAAUCCUAACUAAUCUGAACCUUUUUCCUGAAGAGAAGUUGUGUUCUUGUUGCAGCUGUCCAAAAAUAAUUUUUAUGGUCGUCUAAGAAGUUUAGAAUUAUAAUUGUUAGAGCCUAGUGUUAUUAAAUGUAGGUUAGUGUCGUGACGUGAUUUUCAUUAAUGUAAUGACUGUUAUUUAUCGAAUCAAGUAACUAUGUUUAAUUGUUACCCAAUUUAAAUUAAUAAUGUAACAAUUGUCGUGACCUGAUUUACUUUAAUGUAUGACUGUUAUUUAUUUAAUCACCUAACUAUCUUUUAAUUGUCACUCGAUUAAAUGAAUAAUGUAAAAAUUAACUCAUUAGGAAUUUGGGGCACCACGGAAGAAGUUGUUUAACGAGUUACCAUCUCCCGAAUUAAACUCUUAGAAGAUAUAUGUUAUAUCGAUAACAGUCACUUAUUAAAUAAUUACCUCUUAUCAGUCUCAUUCUGAAUGUCACAUAAUCCUUGAACCUGCAAGAACCCUAACCUUAUUGAUGAAUCAGCAAUACACAAAUUUGCUUAAUUAUUUAUUCACUAACCAACUAGAUAAUAACACAAUACAAACACAUACCUAGGUUAUUGAUUACUAACGUAAUACAAUGAAAACAGGUCCCUAGUGGACUGGACUAACAAUAGCAUGAAUGUUUGGGUAGAAGGAGGAUCAGAGUGGAAGGGAGAGACAGAGAUUCAAACUAUCGUGGUUACUUUGGAAACUAUGCUCACAGUAAUCAUAAUACUUAUUCACCCUAAUAACACUCAUUCGGAUUAGAAAUGCAACAUGUAUUUACGUGUUGCUGUCCUCGAUAGUUGAGUUGAUGAUGUAGGACUCUGGCUUGCCCACCAGAGAUCUCAAUGUCCUUGGUAGAGUUUCUGGUCGUAGUGGUGGUUUGAAUGGAUACUUCAGAUGUACCAGCGGUUGUCGGAGAGGGAUUGUCUUUUCCAACUUGUGUCUUUAGUGAAAGUUCUCUAGACGACUAUACAUGCCAGCUGCAGACUGAGAUGAUAAGGUCUAGUGCAUUGUUUUCUUCUUCACCUUGUUGAGAGUUUCAGAGUUUCUCAAUUUCAAACGUGUGGACUAACUUUUCACGUUUUCUGGUCUUUCUAGUCUAACCAUUUUGUAACGUGUAGCUUCACACUUCACGUCUGCUGGUCUGUAGAGUUUCAACCAUUUUAAGAUGUGGGGCUUGCUUGCUGGUCUUCCUUUGGUAAUGGAGUUGUAGUUUUAAACCAUUUUGUAAUGUUUAGCUCACGCUUCACGUUUGCUGGUCUAAAGGAUGAUUUGUUUUUCAAGUAUUUUUAUGCACUCAGGGUAAAAGGGGCGUUCCAUCAUGUUUACACGAUCUCUGAUGUCACUCGGGGCGUGGCUAGUCACUGUGCAUAGUUUAUAUGAAAAACUAUUAUCUCAUUAGAAUACUAAAAUUACAUUCCUAUCUUCACCAAAAUACUCUCAUACUUAAUCAUAUAUGUUAUACAACAUUUAGAUGUAAACUUGAUAGAUAGAAUAUGUACACUUUCCGAGUUACAGUUAUUACUUGAUACCAUCCUUAAUUACAUCACAAAAUAAUAAACAAUAUGACAUGAUUAUUCUUUAGAUCCCCACUGACCAUUUCCCACAUUCUUUUAAGUACGAAUAUUGUUUCAUUAUCCACUUUUGGAUGUUGGAGUCUUGGCGGGAAGACUUCCUUUGUCUCACAGGGAAAUUAUUUCUUCCCAUACUAGAGACCAAAAGGAGUCCUUUUCUGCAGACUAUUUAUGACCGGCUGUUAAGUCAUAAAACUGGCCCUCAGGAAAGGGGGUGUUCAAACCUUUGCCUAGCAGGAAUGUUUGAUCCUCAACCCAUGAGGGCAAGUCAUGACACAAUUAACUCAUUAGGUGUCACGUGCUGAUGUGGAUGUUGUGUUGGAGUCAGGCGCAGGACACAGAAGCUAGUCAAACCGACUUUACUUGUCAAAACACGACAAUACAAAAUAACGGGCCUCAAAACAACGGAGGCGAGCGAUUACGCAUACAGUGCGUCAAUACACUAAAUACAAGCGAUUACGCAUACAGUGCGUCAAUACACUAAAUACAAGAGAGCAAUAACAAAUCACCAACGGACAGGCGGACAACAACACACAACUGCAAACAAAACCAAAGGAAACGUAUAGGUGACAUAAUCAAUACAUAAUGCGAAACAGGUGCACCAACAAGACAAAACCAAACAAACAUAGAGAACAUCAAGCGGUAGCAGCUAGUACUCCGGGGACGACGAAGACUUCGGCAGAAUGGGAGUGGGCUCAAUGGACCUCUCCUCUGUGUCAUACUGCCGGGACAGGGCGUCUGCCUUACCGUUCUGGGACCCUGGGAUGUAAGUGAUCUUAAAAACGAACCGGGUCAGAAACAUGUUCCACCUAGCCUGACGAGGGUUCAAUUUCCUAGCUGCCCGGAUGUACUCCAGGUUACGAUGGUCAGUCAGAAUGAGAAAAGGGUGUUGAGCCCCCUCAAGCCAAUGCCUCCACACCUUUAGGUUUGAACCACGGCUAACAACUCCCUGUCCCAUACGUCAUGAUUACGUUCCGCCGGGCUGAGCUUUUUAGAAUAAAAAGCGCAGGGACGGAGCUUAGGAGGCGUGCCGGAGAGUUGCGACAGUACUGCCCCAAUACCGGCCUCUGACGCGUCCACCUCUACCUGGAACGCUAAAGCGGGGUCCGGGUGCGCCAGCACCGGAGCCGAAGUGAACAGGUCCUUCAGUUUACGAAACGCCCUGUCCGCCUCAGCUGACCACUGCAAACGCACCGGGCCCCCCUUCAGCAGGGAAGUAAUGGGAGCUGCCACCUGUCCAAAACCCCGGAUAAACCUCCGGUAGUAAUUGGCAAAACCCCAAAACUGCUGCACCUCUUUAACAGUGGUUGGGGUUUGCCAGUUACGCACGGCUGACACCCGGUCAAUCUCCAUCUUCACCCCUGACGCGGACAACCAAUGACCCAAGAAGGAGAUGGACUCCUGGAAAAACAGACAUUUCUCUGCCUUGACAUACAAGUCAUGCUCCAACAGCCUACCCAACACUCGGCGCACCAGGGCUACAUGCUCGGCUCGUGUAGCAGAGUACACUAGGAUGUCGUCAAUGUACACUACCACUCCCUGCCCAUGCAGGUCCCAGAAGAUCUCGUCCACAAAUGAUUGGAAGACUGAGGGAGCAUUCAUUAACCCGUAUGGCAUGACAAGAUACUCAUAAUGACCUGAGGUGGUACUAAAUGCCGUCUUCCAUUCAUCCCCCUCCCUAAUGCACACCAAGUUAUAAGCGCUCCUGAGAUCCAGUUUUGUGAAGAAACGCGAUCCGCGUAAUGAUUCAGUCAUACUCGCAAUCAGAGGAAGAGGGUAACUGUAUUUCACAGUGAUCUGAUUGAGACUACGAUAAUCAAUACACGGGCGCAACCCUCCAUCCUUCUUCUUCACAAAAAAGAAACUUGAGGACGCAGGGGAAGUGGAGGGCCGUAUGUAUCCUUGUCUCAGGGACUCAGCUAUGUAUGUCUCCAUAGCCGCCGUCUCCUCCUGAGACAGAGGAUACACAUGGCUCCGCGGGAGUGCCGCACCUGUCUGGAGGUUUAUCGCACAAUCUCCCUGUCUAUGAGGUGGCAAUCGCGUCGCCCUCGUCUUGCUGAACACGAGUGCCAAAUCCUCAUACUCAGGGGGAAUGUGCAUUGCGGGCACUUGGUUCGGACUCUCCACCGUGGUCGCCCCCAACGGAAACACCUAAACAUCGGCCAACACACUGGCCAGACCAUUCCUUGAGAGCCCUCUGUUGCCACGAAAUGGUGGGGUCAUGGGUGAUUAACCAAGGAAGCCCCAGCACCACGGGAUACGCAGGAGAGUCAAUUAGGUACAACUGAAUAAUCUCCUCAUGACCCCCCUGCGUCUUCAUCUUUAGUGGCGCUGUGACCUCCCUAAUCAACCCAGAUCCCAACGGGCGGCUAUCUAGGGCAUGGACAGGAAAGGGUGCAUCAACGGGCAGGAGAAAAAUCCCUAACUUAGAACAAAAUUUCCGAUCAAUAAAAUUCCCAGCUGCGCCUGAAUCGACUAGCGCCUUAUGCUGGGAAUGAGAUGCAACCUGAGGAAAUACCACAGGUAUACACAAAUGAACAACAGAGAGCUCUGGGUGAGUGGGGCGCCUACUCACCUGAAAUGACUCCCCAGUGCGCGACCUGUUGCCCCGAUUCCCUGGAGACCCUCCCCAGCACCUAGCCGCAGUGUGUCCUCCACUGCCACAGCUGGUGCAGGGGACGGCCACCCUCGGGUUCUCUCUCCUUCUCUCUCUAGCGCCAGCACCCCCGAGCUCCAUAGGGCUCGGCUCGGAGGUGGUGGGGGAUGGAAUGGACGUCCGCGGGUGGCCAGCAGGGUAUCCAGACGGAUGGACAUGUCCACUAGCUGGUCGAAGGACAGAUUGGUGUCACUGCAGACCAGCUCUCGACGAACGUCCUCACGCAGGCUACACCAAUAGUGAUGGAUGAGGGCCCUCUCAUUCCACCCUGCAUCCGCCGCUAGAGUCCGGAAAUCCAGGGCGAACUCCUGUGCGCUCCUCUUCCCCUGUCGGAGGUGGAACAGACGCUCCCCCCGCCGCUUUACCCUCAGGAGGGUGAUCGAAAACAGCCCUGAAGCGGCGGGAGAACUCCGCGUAGCUGAUGGUGGCGGCGUCUAUUCCCCUCCAUUCGGCGUUGGCCCACUCCAACGCCUUGCCGGAGAGACAGGAGAUGAGGGCGGAAACGCUCUCGUAUCCCGAGGGCGCCGGGUGUAUGGUGGCCAAGUAGAGUUCCACCUGAAGGAGGAACCCCUGACACCCGGCUGCGGUGCCAUCAUACGCCCUCGGGAGCGAGAGCCGAAUCCCACUGGAUUCCGGAACUGGUCUGGUGGGGCUGGCCGAUGGUGGUGGUAAUGUAGGAGGAGGUGUGGGCACGCCUCCCCUUUCCCAUCAGCGCAGGGUGUUCAUAACCUCCUGCAUGGCGGAGCCAAGUUGCUGGAUCCUGGCGUCCUGGCAGCUGACCCGAUCCUCCAGCGACUCGGUCGCCGCCGCUGCUCCUGCUGACUCCAUAGUAAAGGUGUGUUGUUCUGUCACGUGCUGAUGUGGAUGUGGUGUUGUAGUCAGGCGCAGGACACAGAAGCUAGUCAAACCGACUUUACUUGUUAAAACACGACAAUACAAAAUAACGGGCCUCAAAACAACGGAGGCGAGCGAUUACGCAUACAGUGCGUCAAUACACUAAAUACAAGCGAUUACGCAUACAGUGCGUCAAUACACUAAAUACAAGAGAGCAAUAACAAAUCCCCAACGGACAGGCGGACAACAACACACAACUGCAAACAAAACCAAAGGAAACGUAUAGGUGACAUAAUCAAUACAUAAUGCGAAACAGGUGCACCAACAAGACAAAACCAAACAAACAUAGAGAACAUCAAGCGGUAGCAGCUAGUACUCCGGGGACGACGAAUGCCGAAACCUGCCCGAACAAGGAGGAGGAGCAGUCUCGGCGGAAUUCGUGACAUUAGGAUUUGGGGCACAACGGAAGAAGUUGUUUAUCGAGUUACCAUCUCCCGAAUUAAACUCUAAAGUUCUUUACCUAACAAUAUGUCUAAAACAGUCAACGUAUUAAUCAUUACCUCUUAUCAGUCUCAUUCUGAAUAGUCGUAGACCUCUUGGAUCUGCAAGAACCCCAGCUUUACUUAUGAUUCAGCACUACACAAAUUUUGUUUAAUUAUUUAUAUACUAGCUAACUAAAUAAUAACACAGAAUCACAUACACACUUAAUACAUGAGAAAAAGUCCCUAGCGGACUAACAACAACAUGACUGCUUGGUUAUCAAAAGAGGGAGGGGUAGAAAGAGAGAGGGAGAGAGAGACAAAGAGAGAGUCAAACUUAUUGUUGAUACAUUUGGAAACUACCUUCAAAGUAAUCAUAACACUUUGCUCACAAACCACCGCCCGUUUGGAGUAGGAAAUCAUGAAUGUAUUUAAGUGUUUGCCUUUGUUCGUCGUCUAUCUCUGUUGAAACCAAUCAAACCAACCAGAGGUCACAAUGUCCUUCUUCUUAGUUGUCCUGGCUUGUAGUGGGGUGUUUUCAGAACAGCUACUUAGCUUGUGUGGAUAGUCAGAGUUUGGACCACUUUACACGCACAGCGGCAGCCUGGCAAUGUUCGGGUCUAGUCUGAGAGGCGAUCUUCUUCACCUCGUGUUGAGGUUCAACGUUCUAACCAUUUUCAGCCAUGUUGCCACAGCUCCACGCUUUCUGGUCUGAUGUUAAUUUAUCUUUGAAGCCUUUAUGCAUUCUUGGUAAAAGGGGCGUUCCUACUUGCUGACACGAUCUCUGAGCUCACUCGGGGCGUGGCUACUGACUGGUCCAAAGUUUAUAUGAAAAACAAUUAUCUCAUUAGAAAACUAAAAUCACAUUCCUAUCUUAACAAAAAUACUCUUAUAAUUUUUCAUAUAUCAUAUACAAUGUAAAGGAUGAAAACCUGACACAUACAGUGUGUAUACUUUCCAAGUUACAGUAUUGUCUUGAUACCAUUCUUAAUAACAUCACAAAAUAAUAAACAAUAUGACCUGAUUAUUCAUUAGGUCCCCACUAACCAUUCCCCAUAUUCUUAUCUUAGAAAUAUUGUUCCAGUAUUCACUUUUUGGAUGUUAUAGUUUUGUCUGCAAAAGUAUUCUGGAGACAAUGGACAUUCCUUUACCAAUACUGAAGAGCAAGAGAGAGAUUCCCCUCCUCCCUAAUUUAUGACAGGGUGUGAGGUGUCAAAACCGGCCCAGCCCCCCAUCCCCUCUUCUGUGGGUGAGAGGGGGUCUGGUUAUUGUCAGCCAUUGAAUUCUGAGGCCUUGAAUCCUCACACUAGUGUAAUAGUAGUAGUGAGUAGUGACUCUAACUAGUAGUGGGAUAUUAUCCUUUAGUGGAAUAGUAAUAGUAGAAUGGAAGUCAUUGCUAAAAGGGCUACAUUUGUUUUGACAAGUGAUCAGCUACUAUUAACUAACUAUAUUAAAUCCCUUCCCUAGUUAUCCCUGCCCCGGUAGAGCUUAAUGUGGACUCAGUGAACACCACAUCAGCUGCUGUUAGCUGGAGCCAGCCUCCAGGAUUGGACCAAACCCAACAGCAUUACCAGAUAUCCUACCACUGUCCAGAGACAGAACCACACAUCACUACCACGUCUUCACACAGUAUCACUCUCUCUGACCUGCAACCUGCUACUGAAUACUCAGUCACUGUCUACACUGUGCUGGAAAAUCGGGAGCGAAGUCAACCUAUCGCAACAUCUUUCACCACAAGUAAGUACUUUGAAAACAUAACUCUUCUUUCAUGUUCAUUUCAAGCAUAUCUCUCUGCUACAUGUUCUCUAUAUUCAAAUGAGUUCCCAAAACGUUCCGUUCCAGUCUGUACAAACCUACAUACAAGUAAGUAAUCAAUUGCAGCUUCAAGAUUAAAUGAACUUCAAUAUUUUAGUAAACUCAAACAUUUCCCUUUGUUAUUGCAGAGUUCACACUGAAACUUUUUAUGCAGAAGUUGGGACUGACACAGCAUUUUGAGAAGAAACUGUCGUUGAAUGCCGUGCUUGCAAUCGAUGGCCUAACAUUAGGAAAGAACCAUACUCUAACUCCUCAAUCUCUACCAUGGUGUUUUCUGAAAGAACUGAUGAGGAUGAACGUGUCAGCAAGGGAGGUAAAGUACAUCACCUCUGAUAAGGAGGAUCAUAUGAAGGUUAACCCCCUGGACCUUAUCACAGCCCUGUUUCUGUGUUCAGAUGGUUUCCUCCAGCAGGAGAUGGUCCAGAAAAUGUCAAUGUGUCAGUUUGCUGUUCCUCUCCUGCUGCCAAACUGUGACACAAAACAAAGCACUUUGAUGCUGUGGGCCUUGAGGGACAUAGUGAAGAAGUUCAGGCUGCCUUCACAAGCUGACUCAAAGUCCUUCAUAGAGGAGAGAAUUGUACUCUCUGAUAUUCCUAUGGUGUCCUUUGUUAGGCUAGGAAAGAGCAGCUUGUCCAAGUCUCAGAUUUUGAACAAGUUGCUUAGUAACCCUCAACAGUACCAUGAUACAUUUGUUCAUCAUCAUAUGGAAUGUGGCAAUGUUCCUCGCAGAAUCUCAGAUGGUCUAGUUGAAAUCAGCUGGUACUUUCCAUGUGGGAACAGAAACAUAGACAGGUUCACUAAGCCUGUGGCUGUUGCCAAUCUCAGAGGAGACAUCAGAUCCUUCGAAAAACAGUUCUCCUUUCUGUGUCAAACAUCGGCUGCAGUUUACAUUUUCAGUGAUGAUUUAAAGGCAGAUUCUGAGAUUUUGGAAGAAGACUCAAAAGCAGAGUUAUUUCUGGUUGUUGACUCUCAGAGAAAAACAUUCACAGAAAAUACAUUGAGAAAACUCACCACAGAAUUCUGUAUCAAUGCAACAAAUGUGAUUGUUAAGGAAAAUGAAAAUGAUGCAGAAUUUGUAAAAACCCUGCAGUCAUCUGUUGGUGACAUCACCGAAACAAGUCCAAACACAUUUACAAUUGAAAACAUGGCUGACGUAGCUCGUCAGAGUGGGAUUCUUGUUGAUGAAGACUUCGAUGAGUGUCAGAGUGCCAAGAAGAAUGCAGAUCAAAUCACCAGCAACAUCGAAAACACUGUGAAAUUCAAAGACAAGCAACUACCCUUACAAGGGAAAGUCUGGAAAGACAUUUCCCAGUUGGAGAAAGAGAGAUGUAGACUGAGAAAAGCAGGGGGUCAAGAAAUUGAACACUACAAGAGCUCUCUGAAGAAAAAGGAGAAAGAGCUGAGAGAGAAGCAACAAAGAUUUGAUAUGACAGAAGCAAUCAAAAACUUCAGAAUUGGAAUGUCAAGAAAAGCUGAGCAAUCCCAUUUCCUCAAAUGGAUGCAGAUUAAUUUGGACAAUCUGUCUCGGCAGAACUUGUCUGGUUUGCGGAAGCAGUACAAAGAGCUUUGCAAAAAGCAUCCAGAGAAAAAAGACAUUGCAGAUUUGGAUAGGCAAAUGUCUGAUUGUUCCUUGGGACUUGAACAUUUCUUUCGUGAGUUGGGCCAGCUGUAUGAAGCCUCCUGCUCCCUCCCUGAAGACAGCCCUCAAAGGACAGAGAUGGAUCAGUUCCCUGGAUUGUGUGCUCAGAUGCUGUUGGACGGUUUCCCCAUUGAGCUUGUGGAUGGAGAUGCAUCAAAUAUCCCUCUGAAAUGGAUAUCAGCUGUUCUAACUCAGCUUCAUACUCUUGUCCAAUCCAACAGCAAGAUCCGGGUGGUCACAGUUUUAGGGGUCCAAAGCACUGGGAAGUCCACUCUCCUCAACACCAUGUUUGGGGUCCAGUUUGCUGUCAGCAGUGGAAGAUGCACCAGAGGGGCCUUCAUGCUACUGAUAAAAGUCAACAAAGAACUCAAGGAGGAACUGAAAUGUGACUUCAUCAUGAUCAUUGACACAGAGGGGUUGAAAUCACCAGAGUUGGCUCAACUAGAUGAUAGCCAUGAACAUGACAAUGAACUGGCAACACUGGUGAUAGGACUCAGUGAUGUCACUAUUAUCAACAUGGCCAUGGAGAACUCCACAGAGAUGAAAGACAUUCUACAGAUUGUGGUUCAUGCUUUUAUCAGGAUGAAGGAAGUAGGGAAGAAGCCAGUAUGUCAUUUUGUGCACCAGAAUGUAUCAGACAUGUCUGCUCAUGACAACAACAUGAGGGACAGGAAGAAGUUGUUGGAACAGUUGGAUGAAAUGACCCAGGCAGCAGCCAGAAUGGAGAUGAAGGAGAAUAUCACCAAGUUCACUGACGUGAUGGAGUAUGAUCCAGACACAAGCAGCUGCUACAUCCCAGGACUCUGGCAUGGGACUCCACCUAUGGCUCCAGUCAAUGCUGGAUACAGUGACGCUGUGUAUGACUUCAAGAAUAGGUUGAUGCAAGAUUUCAGACAAUGUCAGAGUAAUGAUGACAUGACACAUUUCCUGAAGUGGACACAAAGCUUGUGGGAGGCAGUGAAAUUUGAGAAGUUCAUCUUCAGUUUCAGAAACAGCUUGGUUGCAGAUGCAUACUCCAGAUUAUGCACUGAGUACAAUGGUUGGGAAUGGGCCUUCCAGAAGGAGAUGUAUUCCUGGAUUGUAAGUUCUGAAACCAAAAUAUCAAAUUUUGGCAUAACCGAUCCAAAUCCCCAAAUGACCAUAAGAAAUGUGCUGAAGGAAUUGCUGGGUGACGCAUCUGAGAAGCUGUCAGUUGGAGAAAGGGAAAUCCAAGACAAUAUAGUAAAAUACUUUGAAAGGAAAGAUGGCCAUGUCAAUCUGGUGGAAAAAUACAGGGAGGACUUUGUGUCCAGUGCAAAAACACUGAGACGAGAGACACAAAACACAGUGAGUAACACUGUACGUGGAGCUGUUGAAAUCAAAGAGGGAAUGGCCAAACUGGAUGACAUCAAGAGUUCACAGGCAAAUACAAUGGAGAAGAAGGUACUGGCUUUGCUGCAGACCUGUAGACAGAGAAAAUCUGAUUUAUCAGAACAGGACCUCAUAGAAGAGUUUGAAAGUAUGUGGGAGGAAACUCUAUCUGAGAUCAACUUUAGCGGACUGCCAAAGAGAGAUGUCGCUCAGGAUGCCUUCGUCAUGUUACGUGAUAAUUUAUCAAGAAGGGGCAGUCAUGUAAAUAAAAUGUUGGUUGGAAGCAGUUUGGUGGAUUGUGGGAAGACAGACUUUGUCGUGAAAUCAGUUAAGGGGUUGCAGAAGGCUAAAGGCUUUGCAAAGCACUUGGAUACUGACCAUUACAGGAAAAAACUACAAGUCUUCUGUAACAACAUCAUAACACAGUGUCAGGAGUUUAUAAGCCAGAAGGUGAAAAGUAAAACAGAUUACCAUGACACCUACAUCAAAGAACUGCUGAACAGGUGUGAUGAAAGAUUCAAACAAGACAAGAAUCGUGAAGUUAGUGAGGAGUGUGAGAUUUCUCUGAAGCUACACAUCUGUGGCAUAGCAGCCACAGAGUUCCAGAAUAUGCAUGAUGAUUUCAUUGCAGUCAAUGAUCCAAGGAAGUGUCUGGAACAGUCUAAGAGCAAGUACCUUACUGAUUUCAAAGACUUAUUUCGUAACCAAGACCAGUGCCUAAAGAAAGCUGAGGAGUUCUUAAAGCUCUUACAGCCAGCUGUACAGGACUAUGUGACCAAAAGGAUUGGUCCUGAUGUAGUUGAUGAAGUGAAGAAAGGUAAAGGAUCACAGGAUUACAGCACACGGAUCGCCUUCCAGUUCUCCAUUUUGAAACAACUCCUGACAGAUGGAGAAUAUGAGAAAUAUAAAAGGUACAUAAAGGAUUAUGACAGGUUUGUGAAGGACUGGCUGUUUGAUCAGAUUGUCCAACAACUCUCAGAUGAGAGCAGUCUGAAAAAAUUGGAGAAUAAACAUCUUUCAGAGAUAGUCAAGAUGAUCACUGAUGCAGUUUCUAACAUCAGAAAAACACAUAGCACUAUAAAAGAUAUCAAGACUUUCAUUCAGAACAUCUGCAGUGCCCUUGGAGAGAAGCUUGUCUUUCCAAAGGAUGCUCUGGAUUCCAUUAUGAUUCUGAACAAUGCAAACACAGAACAGUUUGCUGACUACCUCACAGAGUUUGUUAGAGAAAUGGAGAAGUCAGUGGCAUCAGAGUAUGACCAGAGGACUGACAUCAGAAAGAGACUCAGAUCUCUGCCAUUCAAGCCCCAGGACAUUAUGUUCACCAGUCAGUUUGGCUGUGGGGAGCAAUGUCCCUUCUGCAGUGCACCCUGUGAAGCAGGGGGGAAGGAGCAUGCCAAACACUUUUCCUCCAUUCACCGUCCACAAGGAGUCAGUGGUUGGAGGAAUUCAACGACAAGGGUGUUAGUAACUGGCAUAUGUUCAUCCUCUGUGAUUAGUGACCUCAGAUUCAAGACCACCCUGACAGGAGACAAAUAUCACCCCUUCAAGGACUACCAGACAUAUUACCCUCACUGGACCAUAACUGGAGAUCCCAGCAUCAAGGCUUCAGACUACUGGAAGUAUGUGAUGGCCACAUUCAAUGAGAUAAUUGCUAGAGACACAAAUGCACUCCCUGCUGAUAUCCCAGAGGACUGGAAGGCAUUAAAAAGUGAUGACGCAUUGAAGAGCUUGAAAAACGCAUUCAACAUGAAAUAA
Molecule: messenger RNA, 26743 nt
Organism: Coregonus sp. 'balchen'
Lineage: Eukaryota; Metazoa; Chordata; Actinopteri; Salmoniformes; Salmonidae
Source: the annotation of a GenBank genome assembly